Messenger RNA from Cajanus cajan (pigeon pea), 1177 nucleotides. RefSeq names its product protein GL2-INTERACTING REPRESSOR 1. Lineage: Eukaryota; Viridiplantae; Streptophyta; Magnoliopsida; Fabales; Fabaceae. The record is from RefSeq and is a predicted model, not a curated record.
UCUUAAAACACCGACUCUUCCUUAAGCAAUGAAUGAAGAAAGGCCCUCCUUCUGCAGUUUGUAAUUGCAAUAUUUACUCCAAAUUUCCCCUUCCUGCAUACUUCUUGGGAUUUUUCCAAACAAUUAAUACAUUUCCUGGCCUCAAUUUACACUCUCCUUCUACCCAAUACUUCAAUUCAAUUCAAUUCAAUUCAAUCUCAUCUCUCUCCUCUCUUUCUCUCUCUACACCCUACCCCCCCUCCACCUCUCUCCAACAAUUAAAUUAAGCCUUAAAUCACUCCCCUUCAUUUUCCUUAUAUAAAAUCCCCAUCAACCUCCACCCAUUCUUGCAACAACAUACACCAUCACCACCAACACUUUGCUGGUGCCACUCCUUCUGAUCACCCUUUUUUCUCUUCCACAACACUCACAGGUUGCAGAAAACAGAGGAAAGCCAUGAGCCGUAGAAACGGAAGUGGUCCAAAGCUUGACUUGAAGCUGAACCUGUCCCCACCGAGGGUUGAACGGAGACUGGAGUCCCCCACACGCUCGGCGACAGUGUCGCCGACAUCACCGCCGAGCUCAUGCGUAUCCUCUGAGCUGAACCCAGAGGAUAAGAGUUACUCUAACAGCCCUGAAGCCACUUCCAUGGUGCUUGUGGGUUGCCCUCGCUGCCUCAUGUACGUCAUGCUGUCCGAGGAUGAUCCCAAGUGCCCCAAAUGCAAAAGCACUGUUUUGCUCGACUUCCUCCAUGACGCCAAAAACCCCACCAUAAGGAGUUAGGAUCCUCUGUUUCCUUCUACCUCUGUUUUCCUCUGUUCCUAAUGGUAGGACAUAUUAUAUUAGCUUGUAAUCCUAGGAAUUAAUCUCCCCCCCCCCUUUUCUUUUUCUUUUCUACCGUUUUAACUUUUCCCCCUUCCAUGAGUAGUGCUAUGUGCGCUCCACUUUCACCCUCUUUCCCACCAAUUUUGUCAAAGCAGGGGAUGCAGAUUGCAGAGACAGAGAGAGACAGAGUAGAGCGUGAAUAGCACUAUUUGAAUCAGUCACCUAUAGAAAAAAAAAAAAAAAAAAAAGUUACUGGGAAAUUCGGGAAUGUUAGGUAUCUAUUAAGAAAGUGUAAUAGGGCUUAUAACCUCAGGUGCCCUCUUGGUUUGCUUGUUGAAAUUUAAGGUGAAAUCGAACCUUAAUUUUUCCUUGA